AUCCAAGAAAUCUUUGCGACGCUUAUUUGAGUGAUUUUUCCUGUUCUCUUUGCGCCGUCUCCGUAUCCCUCUCUAGAACCUUAAUCGGUGACUGCUCCUCCGCCGCCAUGUCUAUGUAUAAGCUCCUCCGCCGCUUCGCCGUAUUCGGUCUCCGAAGCAGCAGCAGCACCAGCACCAGCACCAGCACCACCAGUUAUCUGGCCUCCCUCCAUCGCCGGUUCCACAACGUUUCUCUCAUACCGGACGAUCAAGCUACAAACCCGAAUCCAAACCCUAGGUGGGGAAAUGAUUCUGUUCCAUUUCAGAAUCGUCCUCCGGAUCUUAGCCCUACAAUGCCCUCCUACACAAUGCCUUCUUCGCUCCCUCACCGGACUAUGUCCUUCUCAUCCGCCGAAGAAGCCGCCGACGAGCGCCGCCGCCGCAAACGUCUGCUCCGGAUCGAGCCUCCUCUUCACGCGCUCCGGCAGGACCCCUCCUCUCCAUGGACGCCGCGUGAUCCCAACGCGCCACGGCUUCCGGAGACCACGUCCGCGCUCGUCGGACCUAAGCUUAGUCUGCACAACAGAGUACAGUCGCUUAUCCGUGCUUUGGACCUAGACGCAGCGUCGCGGCUCGUGCGUGAGUCGGUGUUCUCCAACAUCCGUCCCACGGUCUUCACCUGCAACGCCAUCAUCGCCGCCAUGUACCGCGCCAAGCGCUACAGCGACGCCAUCGCUCUGUUCCACUAUUUCUUCAAGCAGUCUGACAUAGUCCCCAACGUCGUCUCCUACAAUCAGAUCAUCAAUGCUCAUUGUGAUGAAGGUCGAGUCGACGAGGCUUUCGAAUUGUACCGCCACAUAUUGGCGAAUGCCCCUUUUGGUCCAUCUCCUGUUACUUACAGGCACUUGACGAAAGGUUUGAUUGACACCGGAAGAAUCGAUGAGGCUGUAGAUUUGGUGAGGGAGAUGUUGAACAAAGGACAAGCUGCGGAUUCGUUGGUAUACAAUAAUCUGAUUCGUGGGUUCUUGGAUAUGGGCAACUUGGAAAAAGCGAAUGAAUUGUUCGACGAAUUGAAGAGUAAAUGUUUGGUGUACGAUGGUGUUGUGAAUGCUACAUUCAUGGAGUACUGGUUCAAGCAAGGUAAGGAUAAGGAAGCCAUGGAGUCUUACAAGUCCUUGUUAGAUAAGAAAUUCAGACUGCAUCCCACUACUUGCAAUGUGCUUUUGGAGGUUUUACUUAAGUACGGUAAGAAGUCCGAGGCUGGGGCAUUGUUCGAUGAGAUGUUGGAUAAUCACUGUCCUCCAAAUAUUCUGGCCUUGAACACAGAGACGUUUAAUAUAAUGGUUAAUGAGUGUUUCAAGCUUGGACAGUUUAAGGAGGCUAUUGAUACCUUCAGGAAGGUCGGUACGAAGACAGGUUCAGGGGUAAGGGGAGGUUCAAAGCCUUUCAUUAUGGAUGUUGCAGGUUUUUCUAACAUUAUCUCAAGAUUCUGCGAACACGGGAUGUUAACAGAGGCAGAGAUGUUCUUCACGGAAAUGUGUUCCAAAAACUUGUCCCCUGAUGUUCCGAUCUAUAGAGCAAUGAUUGAUGCUUAUCUCAAGGCAGAGAGACUCGAUGAUGCUGUCCAAAUGCUGAAAAAAAUGGUGGAUUCAAAUUUAAGAGUGGUUGCUAGUUUCGGUGCAAGGUGUUUCAGGGAGUUGAUUAAGAAUGGCAUGGCCGUGGAAUCGGUGCAGAUUUUGACCAAAAUGGGUGAGCAAGAUCUGAAACCAGAUCUUUCCAUUUAUGAUUGCGUGGUUAGGGGUCUACGUGAAGUUGGUGCACUUGAAAUGGCCCAGGGCAUAGUUGAACAGAUGAUAGGAUACGGUAUUGGUGUUCCUCCUGCACUACGAGAAUUCCUCAUUGAGGCUUUCGAGAUAGCUGGGAUGCGGGAGGAUAUAGAAAGCGUCUUGAAUCCGAGGCAACCUCGGGCCGGUCCACCUCAUGGUGUGAUUGGAGAACGUUCUCCAUCAGGGCCUCCACAAACCGGAUCUCAGCAUUCCACAGGUUCCUACCCGAUAACCGCACGGCAAUCACCAUGGAUAGACAUAGAUAUUAUGGGGGAACACCUCUCACCGCAGGCCAAUGAGACUGCAGGUCAACAGCGACAUGGUUGGUUUAAUCAGACAGCCGUUCAACAGCCAUCCGGGACUUAUCAGACUAGCGGUGAGAAUCCGUCGAGUCAUCAAACCAGUGGCCAGAAUCUGCCCUUAUCUUACACACCCUCAGGUCAUCAGAUAUCUAAAGGACCAUCAUGGUCCGGUCAAUCAGCUGGAAAUCAACAAUCAUGGUCAGGAGCACAACCGACGUGGUCUAGUCCUGCAACAGGAUAUCAGACAUCAUUCGCUAAUCAGACGAAUGGACAGCAGCCAUCGUGGGCUCAUCAGACCGCUGCAUCAAGGGCAAACACUGCGGUGCCAGGAACCAAUCAGAUGUGGGGACAAGAUGGGUCGAGUUCCUCCCGGAUGUUUGGCCAACACCGCCAGAUGCAGUCUGGACAACCUCAGAUGAGUUCAGUCUACGAACAUCAACGACAAGAACCAGGCUCAUCCGCAAGUCAUCAAACAUAUGUGGAACCAACAUGGUCUGGUCAAGCAGUGAGGCAUCAACAACCAAUGUCCAGUCCUUCGGGAGCACAACCGACGUGGUCUAGUCCUGCAACGGGAUAUCAGAUAUGUUGGGCUAAUCAGACGAGUGGACAGCAGCCGUCGUGGGCUCAUCAGAUGGCUGCAUCAAGGGCAAACACCGCAGUGCCAGGAACCAAUCAGAUGUGGGGACAAGAUGGGUCGAGUUCCUUCCGGAUGUUUGGCCAACACGGCCAGAUGCAGUCUGGACAACCUCAGACAAGUUCAGUUUACGGAUAUCAACGACAAGAACCAGGCUCAUCCGCAAGUCAUCAAACAUAUGUGGAACCGGCAUGGUCUGGUCAAGCAGUGAGGCAUCAACAACCAUGGUCCGGUCCUUCGGGAGCACAACCGACGUGGUCUAGUCCUGCAACGGGAUAUCAGACAUCAUUGGCUAAUACGAUGAGUGGACAGCAGCCGCCAUGGGCUCAUCAGACGGCUGCAUCCAGGGCAAACACUGCAGUGCCAGGAACCAAUCAGAUGGGGCAACAAGAUUGGUUGAGUUCCUCCCAGAUGUUUGGCCAACACGGCCAGAUGUGGUCUGGACAGCCUCAGACUAGUUCAGUUUACGGACAUCAACGACAAGGACCAGGCUCAUCCGCAAGUCAUCAAACAUAUGUGGAACCAACAUGGUCUGGUCAAGCAGUGAGGCAUCAACAACCAUUGUCCAGUCCUUCGGGAGCACAACUGAUGUGGUCUAGUCCCGCAAUGGGAUAUCAGACAUCAUUGGCUAUUACGAUGAGUGGACAGCAGCCGCCGUGGGCUCAUCAGACAGCUGCAUCCAGGGCAAACACCGCGGUGCCUGGAACCAAUCAGAUGGGGCAACAAGAUGGGUUGAGUUCCUCCCAGAUGUUUGGCCAACACUGCCAGACGUGGUCUGGACAGCCUCAGACUAGUUCAGUUUAUGGAUAUCAACGACAAGAACCAGGCUCAUCCGCAAGUCAUCAAACAUAUGUGGAACCAUCAUGGUCCGGUCAAGCAGCGAGGCAUCAACAAACAUGGUCCGGUCCCCUGGGAGCACAACCGAUGUGGUCUAGUCCCUCGACGGGAUAUCAGACAUCAUGGGCUAACCAGACGAGUGGACAGCAACCAUCGUGGGCUGCAUCAAGGGCAAAUACUCUGGCUCCAGGAACCUAUCAGAUGUGGGGACAAGACAGGUCGAGUUCCUCCGAGAUGUUUGGCCAGCAUAGGCAGUCACUGUCUGGACAGCCUCAGAUGAGUUCAAUUUACGGGCAUCAGCAACAGGAACAAGAAAUGCAAGGAUUAUCUCUGGAGUGGGAAGACAUGCACAACCAAGCUGCGAUUUGAUUCUAUACCAUGAGGUGGGUGGCCGUUUUGGUUUUUCGGUUCGGAUUCUGUUAGGCUAUAUUUGGGUUUGCUUUUUUCGGUUUAUAUUAGCUUCAUUUUGGUUCGGGUUCGAUAUCGAAUUCAGUUUGGCUCUGGUGGUAUAUUAUUCUGUUUAGAUCGGUUUGGUUUGGUUUCGGUUUAUGGAUAACCAAACCCUAGUCAUGGCAAGAGGGUACUUGUUAUGGAAACUUCUCUUUAAUGCGUUCAAUAAUAUUACUUGGUUCAGAACUUUGAUAUUUUAUUAA
Molecule: messenger RNA, 4231 nt
Organism: Tarenaya hassleriana
Lineage: Eukaryota; Viridiplantae; Streptophyta; Magnoliopsida; Brassicales; Cleomaceae
Product: pentatricopeptide repeat-containing protein At1g10270-like
Exons: 1
Coding region: 108-3947 (1279 amino acids)
Cellular component (GO): chloroplast
Molecular function (GO): protein binding
Source: RefSeq, a predicted model, not a curated record